This is a messenger RNA of Dentiscutata heterogama, 186 nucleotides long. The record is from the annotation of a GenBank genome assembly. Lineage: Eukaryota; Fungi; Glomeromycota; Glomeromycetes; Diversisporales; Gigasporaceae.
AUGAUCUUUGAAUAUGAAAGUCAAAUUGUUGAAUGUGAAAGUAUUGGUGAACUGACUUUCAAAUACAAGGAUACUGGUGAAAUGACUUUUGAAGAUACUAGUAAAAUAAUCUAUGAAGGUGUUAGUGGUGCAAGUUUCAAGUCUGAAAGUACUGUUGCAACAUUUGAAUAUAAAGAUAAUUUAUGA